AUGCUGCGCCGCGGCGGCAUGGCCGCUCCUCCGCCCGCCGCGGGCCGAGCGCGGGUGCGGGGGACGCGGAGUGAUGGGAGCACUAGGGGAGCGCCGCCGCGGGCCGGGAGCCUGGAACCGAGCGCGAUCGCCACCGGGACAGAGCACGAGCCGCCGCCGCCGCUGCCGCCGCCCUUCGCUCGGCGCGCACUCCAGCCCGGCCCAGCCGCUGCCGCCCGCCCCCGGCCCGCCCCCCGCACCGCCCCCCGCGCCGCCGGCCCGCCCCCCUUAAAGGGCCCGGCCCGGGUGCCCGCCCCCCGCGCGAGGACCCCGCGGGCCACGUCCGGCCCCCGCCCGGCCUUUGUCCGGGUGCUGAGCCGCCGCGCCGGGGGAGGGGACAGGCCUGCACCCGCCGCCCGUUCAUUGACUGAUGUGUCAAUUCAUUCCCGCACGUUUGCUCAGGCAGCCGCAGCCACCGCCAGAUUGGAGAGCCGGACUCCCGGGUUCGAAUCCCGGCUCUGCCGCUUUUCCACUCUGCGCCCUUCGGUCUGGACAGGGAUCCCCGAGCAGCGGAGAGCUUGCAGGAAGAGGUGAGAUGUAAUCAUGGCCAGCAAUGAAUGGGGAUUUGCAAGAAUGCUGGAUGACUGGAGUGAAGAACUUUUUAUCCUUCAUAAAACAACUGUGAGAUUACAUUGGAAACACACGAUUGUGGGACAAGAAGAAGCACGAGGUUACAUUGUACUUCUUGAAGAAUUAUGGCAAAUUCUUGUUUGAUGCAAUGAUUAUAAGAGGUCUGAACUAACGCUUAAGCAUGCAAACUAUCGUGGCUUUUAUACGUUGUCCUGUGUGAACCGUGUGCUCUAUGUGCCUGGCAUGACAGUCCUCAUAAUGAUAUACAAUCCUUAACCAGCAUCUGCUGGGCUCUGAUUGAAGCUUUACACAUAUCUUAGUUUACUUACAUUGUCAGGGAGGUGCUGUUAUUUCUCCCAUUUCACAGAUGGGGAAACUGAGGCAUAGAAGAGUUAAAUAACUGCACAAGGCGGGCCAGGACUAAGGUGAGCUGAGUGAGGUAUUUGUCUCAGAUGCAAAAUUUAAAGGGGGUGCCCCCUAAGACUCUUAUCAAGAUAAAUAAUACAUUAAGGCUGUAUGUAUAUGUGUACAUGUAUACAUAUACAUAUAGCCUUAAAUACAUGUAUACAUGUAUGUAUGUAUAUAUGUGUAUAUAUACAUACAUACAUCUUUUUUUGAGAUGAAGUCUUGCUCUGUCACCCAGGCUGGAGUGCAUGGUGCGAUCUUGGCUUACUGCAACCUCUGCCUCCUGGGUUCAAGCAAUUCUCCUGCCUCAGCCUCCAGAGUAGCUGGGAUUACAGGCGCCCCCUACUAUGCCAGGCUAAUUUUUAUAUUUUUAGUAGAGACGGGGUUUUAUCACAUUGGUCAGGCUGGUCUUCAACUCCUGACCUCAGGUGAUCCACCUGCCUCGGCCUCCCAAAGUGCUAGGAUUACAGGUGUGAGCCACUGCACCUGGCCCAGAAUGAUUUUGCAAUGUGAUACCAUCUAUGCCAGAAAACCUCCAAGAAUAAACAGGAGUUUAUACCUGCAUGGGGAAAGGUCUGGCAGAGAAGAGCAAGCUCUGGGAGGCUGUAGAAGGGUUAGGAGGCUGGAGGGCACUGAGAGGCCUUUAGCCUUGCAUGCAAUGUUCAACUGUAAAGCAAAGGCAAGAGUUGUGUUUACUUGGGUAAUUCAAAUUUAAUUAAAAAAAAAUAGAUUGAGGAAGGUUUCUAUGAGCCGAAUGGAGUUGUUUCCAAAAUGUAUUAAGUGCAACGAAGUUCCAAUGUUGUUUUUUAAUAAAACCAUUACAAUUUGUAAAAAUGGAAUAUGGGAAGAGUAAGUCCAGCAAUAAUGGAAAUGAUUACCUAUGAAAGUAAUAAAUGGGGAGAAAAGGAUAGAGAUGGAAGAGUCACUUUCUUUUUAUAAUUUUUGAGUUUUGAGCCGUAUAAAUGAUUUACCGAAUAACAAAAAUUAAAUAAAAAUAAUGGGAGGCCGCAUGCGGUGGCCCAUGCGUGUAAUCCCAGCCCUUUGGGAGGCUGAGGCGGACAAAUCACCUGAGGUCAGGAGUUCGAGACCAACCUGGCCAACAUGGUGAAACCCCAUCUCUACUAAAAAUACAAAUAUUAGCCUGGCGUGAUGGCACACGCCUGGAAUCCCAGCUACUCGGGAGGCUGAGACAGAAUAAUUGCUUGAACUCAGGAGGGAGAGGAUUCAGUGAGCUGAGAUUGAGCCACUGCACUCCAGUCUGAGCAACAGAGUGAGACUCCAUCUUAAAGAAAAGAAAGAAAGAAAGAGAAACAAAAUGAUGGGAAAAGCAACCCUAAACUUGAAUACAAAUAGAAAUAAAUGAACCUGCCUGUAAAAUUGAUGGCAACCACACAGACAGUGGAGGAAUUCCAGGACUUUGACUGCACACUCCUAGUGGGCUUUAUUUUAUGGAUGGAAUAACCUCCACUCAAUCAUGAACUUAGUAGAGCAGUUGUUGUUGGUAGUGGCAUUGGUGUAGUUAUUCAUUUGCACUGUGGAGUGGAGUGAAUACACAGAUGUUACUGUCAGCCAGAGUUCUCACGAUGGAAGAGGAGAGGUGCAAAUAUGGCGUAGGGAAAGCAUGGGAGAAACCUGUGGUGUUGAAUUUGAUUUGGAACAAUCGUUGUAAACUAAUAACUAAAAUUGAACUAAAAUGGCAGUGAGGACACCUCUUCCCAAGUCUUGGUUUCUAAAGACCAUCCCUCACUAACUCCUCAAAUAAAUGGACAGGGAACAUACAAGGUGAGUCUGGAGCAAAAGCAAGGGCUCAAAGACUGACGUGGACAAACUCUUCAUAAACGGACGAACAGGACACAGGGUCUGUUGGAAGGGGCUCCAAUGGUCAACUCAGGAACAACUGAAAUAGCAAAAGAAGAGUUAUGGAAAAGGGUUAUCACAUUAAAUGAAAAGCCCCAUGAGCUUAUAGUGACGCUAAAGAAGGUGGAAGAGAGUUCUGUCCUACAGAACAACGUCAACUAAUACGUUUAAAAGCCAUGAAAUAAUCAGAAAAUCAUUUUGCAACCCGUAAUUGGCUCAAACAAAGACCAUAUCAGUGAAUGCUAAAACCAGUAGACAGAUAGGUUGUUGGGAAUAUAGAAUAUUCACAUGGUCUCAAAGAAUUGCCCCACACAUGACCUCAAUCACAGUAGGUAUAGGGUACCAUGGAGUGUCUAAGUGGUCUGGUGGAUGCCACCUACAACCAAGCAUCACAGCCACUGAGGUGCUCUGUUCAGCUCUCCCUUCAAGAGGACUCCCUGUGGGAAGCACAUUUGCGAGACAGUUCAGUGGCCAUACCUUUCCCCCCAGUGGUCUACUCUGCUGUCACACUUAAUGCAGCCAGAACUGAACGUAGUGGGAAUACUGGAGCCAGGCCAUUCCUGCCUUACGUGGAUUCUUCCAUGGGCGCCUUGACUUGGGAAAUUCUCAUCAGCCUGGCCAUGACUUCCAGAACUCUGCUGCUGUCUGGCAGUCUUCCUCCUUGGUCCUUCCUUCUUGCUCUCCUUUCCCAGGUGUUAGAAGUACACAGCACCCAAGGUCUCCCUGCCUCCUCCUGCUCCCUUUGUCCUACAUAGGCAUUUCCACCAAUACAUCUCUUGCACAUUGAAUCCUAUCUUGACAUUCACUUCCUGGUGGACCUGAACUGGUACACCACAUGAUCACACUUAGCAGUGCCCAUAAUUUCUGUCUGCCGGAUCUGCCCCCUACACACACAGGCUCUGGCUCCUGGGUGGGCUACUCAUCUUUCCUGUGUCUCAUUUUAAAAUCAGGAUAUGUAUUGCAAUUUCUUUGCAGACUUAUUGUGAGGAUUAAUGAAAACCAGUGGUCUGGGUAAUGCCCUUAGACAUUGCAUGCAUGGCACGCAGUAAGCACUUGGUAAGUGAGGGCUGCUGUUACCAUGAGGUCCAUGUUAUCUGCUGUCUUAUCAGCUCAGGCUGCCAUAACAAAAUACCGUAGACUGCAUGGCUGGAGCAACAGGCAUUUAUUUCUCAAAGUUCUGGAGGCUAGAAGUUCACGUUGGGGGUGCUGGCUAAUUCAGAUCCCUGUGAGGACCCUCUUCCUUACUUACAGACAGCCACCUUGCUGUGUCCUCACAAGAUGGAGAACUAGAGAGGAAGCUCUCUGAUAUCUCUUCUUAUAAGGGCGUUAAUUCCAUCUCAAGGGCCCCACCCCAUGACGUCAUCUCACCCUGCUUACCUUCCAAAGGCCCGUCUCCAAAUGCCAUCACAUGGAGCGUUACGGAUUCAACAUGAAUUUUGGGGGGCCACCAUUUCAGUCCAUAGAAGUGGGACACAGAUGAUGCUCAACAAAUGUUGUUUUCAUUCUUUUCUUCCCUCUUUCUCCAUCUGGCAAAUAAAGCCUGGACCCUGAGUUUGUGAUUGUGUUGUGGAAUAACUGAGUGACAUUGGCCAGAGCAGUAAACCCCUUGGAGACUCAGUUUUCUCUUCUGUAAAAAGGAGCCUUGUGGGAGUGAUUAUGAGGAUUAUAUGAGAUAGCAUAUGAAAAGAGCCUGGCUCACAGUAGGUGCUCAUUAAACCUGUUACGGUGUCACGGUGGGGCUGUUGUCACUCUUCCGGGAUCUUUUAUCAUGAGUCCUACAUUGCUGACUCCCGCCAGAUGGGGGCACUCACUGCCUUCUUAUUCCUCGUGUGCUCAGGGGGACGUCCCUGAGAAGCGGGCUGGCUCACCACUAGAGGGCUUUGUCACCGCCCUUCAAACCAUCCUCAGGCAGACAUAUAGACAGACAGACAGACAGAGGGAGUCUUGGAUGAAUGGCAAAACCUUUAGAUUCUGAUUUGUUUCUCAAUCAGCUGCUUCCUCGUGUGGAAUGAGGGGUCAGACAGCUGAUCUAUUUGAGACGCCCAUGGCUAGGACCUCUGCCCCCAUUCCCAACAUCCUGCUGGGCACUCCACCUUCCAAAGAACAUGCCCCAGGCACACAGGUGAGUUCCCGCCAUGCACUCCACAUGAAAGGGAAGCCAUCUGGAGGCGUGCGGCACCUGAAGACGCUGGAGCUGCCGCUGUCAGGGACGCAUGCCCUGCCCAUUCAUCUGCCUUCUGCGCCGGGAGCCCCCGCAGAUGCGGGAAGAUGCAGGGAAUGAUUCAGCCGCAGCUUUA
Messenger RNA from Callithrix jacchus (white-tufted-ear marmoset), 5168 nucleotides. RefSeq lists its product as uncharacterized. The record is from RefSeq and is a predicted model, not a curated record. NCBI's taxonomy places the organism in Eukaryota, Metazoa, Chordata, Mammalia, Primates, Cebidae.